AUGUCUCGUCCAACAUCAACAACAUUAAAUAAACCAACAGAAUAUGAAAAAUUACAACAAAUAUUAGAUAAAGUACGUGAUUUAAAACAAUCUUUAUCUAAUUUUUUUACAGAAUAUGAACAUGGUCAACCAUCAUGGCCAACAAUUCUUGAUGAAAUGAAUGUAUUAUCAUCACAAAUAACAACAUUACGUUUAUCAAUACGUCAAAUAUUACCAUUAUUACGUGCAAAUUCUAUUAUACCAAUGUGUUUAUCACCUGAAAAUGAUACUAAUAUUGAACAAUUAACUGAAAGACGUUUAUCAAUAUUUAAUCAUGAUUUUAUGCCACAAUUAUUACGUACAAAAAAUUUACCUGAAAUUGAAGAACGUGAACGUUUAUUAAAUACAAAUUCAACUAUUAAUAAUAAUAAUAAUAAUAAUAAUACUACAUUUGGUCGUACAACAACAACAUCAUCAUCAAAUGAAACUCAAAUACGUGUACAAGAAUUAAAUUCUUUAUUAAAUAAAAUAAAUGAAAUAUUUCAACAUACAAAAGAUAUGACUGAUAAAAGUGAAAAACAAUUUGAUAAACAAACAUUUACAAAUCAAAUAGAUACAAAACGUUUAUUAGAUGCUAUGAAUAAUGGUAUUGGACUUAAACAACCUGAUACAUCAUCAUCACCAAUAACAAUAAAUGAACAAACUAAUUUAAAUCAACAAAUAUCAACACAACCACAACGUGUAUCAGCACCACCAGUUAGAAUAAGAACAUUACCAAAACCAAAUCGUUAA
Molecule: messenger RNA, 771 nt
Organism: Rotaria sp. Silwood1
Lineage: Eukaryota; Metazoa; Rotifera; Eurotatoria; Philodinida; Philodinidae
Source: the annotation of a GenBank genome assembly